Molecule: messenger RNA, 930 nt
Organism: Stegastes partitus (bicolor damselfish)
Lineage: Eukaryota; Metazoa; Chordata; Actinopteri; Pomacentridae
Product: NT-3 growth factor receptor-like
Exons: 6
Biological process (GO): cellular response to nerve growth factor stimulus; positive regulation of neuron projection development; protein phosphorylation
Cellular component (GO): axon; signaling receptor complex; plasma membrane
Molecular function (GO): neurotrophin binding; neurotrophin receptor activity; transmembrane receptor protein tyrosine kinase activity
Source: RefSeq, a predicted model, not a curated record
AACAGAAUUAUUUUUCAAAAGGAACUCAUGAAACAGGACUGGACACAUAUAAAGAGGAGAGACAUCAUCCUGAAGAGGGAGUUGGGCGAGGGAGCGUUCGGUAAAGUCUUCUUGGCAGAGUGUUACAACCUCAGCCCCACCAAGGACAAGAUGCUGGUGGCUGUGAAGACUCUCAAAGAUCCCAACUUGUCUGCCAGGAAGGACUUCCAGAGGGAGGCGGAGCUGCUCACCAACCUGCAGCAUGACCACAUUGUUAAAUUCUAUGGAGUGUGUGUAGACGGAGACCCUCUUAUUAUGGUGUUCGAAUACAUGAAGCAUGGAGACCUCAACAAAUUCCUCAGAGCCCACGGCCCUGAUGCCAUGAUCCUGGUAGACGGCCAGCCGCUGCAGUCCAACGGAGAGCUUGGACUUUCCCAGAUGCUGCACAUCGCCACCCAGAUUGCCUCAGGCAUGGUCUACCUGGCCUCCCAGCACUUUGUGCACAGAGAUCUGGCAACCCGGAAUUGCCUGGUUGGCAACGGCCUCCUGGUCAAGAUUGGAGACUUUGGCAUGUCCAGGGACAUCUACAGCAGUGACUACUACAGGGUCGGAGGUCAUACUAUGCUACCUAUCCGCUGGAUGCCUCCAGAGAGCAUCAUGUAUAGGAAGUUCUCCACGGAAAGUGACGUCUGGAGCUUUGGAGUCAUCUUGUGGGAGAUCUUUACCUAUGGGAAGCAGCCUUGGUUUCAGCUGGGUAACAAUGAGGUUAUUGAGUGCAUAACCCAGGGUCGGGUUCUGGAGAGGCCACGGAUUUGUCCUAAAGAGGUGUAUGACAUCAUGCUGGGCUGCUGGCAGAGGGAACCGCAGCAGCGACUGAACAUUAAGGACAUUCAGAAGGUCCUGUUCGCCAUGGGAAAAGCCACGCCGGUCUACCUGGACAUCCUGGGCUAG